AUCGAUGAACUUUAUAAUAAUAAUAAUCUUAUCAUAACGCACAAGAACGGAUUAUUGUGAUUGAUAUCCUCUACAUUGUAAUAAUCUAAAGUAAGUUUACAAGAAUUCUUCUGUAUACAUUAACAGGUGUCAAUUAUUUUUUAAAAUAAUUAUUUAAGAGAAAAAAAAAAACGCUUCAGUGUAUUUGUUGACAGCCCAUGACGAUAGUUUUUUUUGAUAUUAUAGUAGCAUUUAGCGAGAAUUCAAACUUGUGAGUCGAGCUUUAUUGACGAAAUCAAAGCGUUACAUUAAAAAAAGCAAGCAAGCAAAUAAUUGAUGACUGAUGUAUUAGUCAGCUUAAUAAAGUCGUACAAAGAAAUAUCUUAGAACCAUUUCUGACCUCGAUCUUUUGUUCUAUGUUGUCAGGUGCCUGUACAUAGUUCCAUAGAGUAUUCGUAUUGAAUAUACAAUAAUAAACAAUAAAAUAAUGGAUCAAAUAUGCAAUAAUGACAAAAUAAAUGAAAAUAAUAUUAAGAGACGAACUCGAGUUCCUGAUAAACCGAAUUACGGACUCAACUUAUGGUCAAUUAUUAAAAGUUUCAUAGGAAAGGAUUUGACAAAAAUUCCACUUCCUGUCAACUUCAAUGAACCUCUGUCCAUGCUUCAAAGGUCAGCGGAAGAUUACGAGUAUUCUGAAUUACUUGACACAGCUGCAAAAUGCGAGAACAUUGCCGAGCAAUUUGCUUAUGUUGCUGCUUUUACAAUGUCAACUUAUUCGACAACAACUGAACGUGUAGCAAAGCCUUUCAAUCCAAUGCUUGGUGAAACUUAUGAAUGUGAUCGAAGUGAUGAUUUAGGAUGGAAAUUAAUUAGUGAACAAGUUAGUCAUCAUCCGCCAGUUUUGGCUCAAUUUUGUGAGUCAAAGAAUGGAUGGAAAUGUUCACAAGAACUGCAAUUAACAUCGAAACUUGGAAAACAUAUCACUGCAAUUCCAACAACAUUUUCUCGCAUUGAGUUCCUUGACACGGAGACGUCAUUUACAUUUGAUCGACCGAUUACCACCGUGCACAAUUUAAUAAUCGGCAAGCUUUAUGUUGAACACUCAGGCGAUGUUACAAUUUUAGGUGAAGGAAAAGCAAAAGGCUGGAAAUGUGUGUUAAGUUACAAAUCGUCAUCGUUCUUCUUCAGAGGUGAUCAACGUGCUGUCAAAGGUCUCAUUUAUGACGAAUGUGAAAAUGUUAAAUUAAAAUUAAACGCACAUUGGGAUGAAAAAAUGGAAAUCUUAUCGAAUUAUAAUGACAACAAUCAUUCUAAAGUGAUUUGGAGAAAACGACUUCCUCCAAGUGAUUCCUAUUUAUAUUACAAUUUUACAAUAUUCGCUUCACAAUUGAAUGAAAUGGAAGCUGGCGUGGCUCCAACUGAUUCCCGUCAUCGUCCUGAUCAAAGAUUGAUGGAAGAAGGUGAUUGGGAUGAAAGUAAUCGUGAGAAAGUUCGACUUGAAGAGCAACAAAGAGAAAAGCGACGUUUGAAUCAAGACGUUAAGCCACUUUGGUUUAAUAAGAAAAAAGACGACUUGACUGGUGCCAUCAUCUACAAGUACAAUGGAAAGUAUUGGGAAUGCAAGAAUUCUAACGAUUGGAGUAAAUGUCCAGCCAUUUUCUAGUAGAAUUAAACAUAAAUAGUCAAAUGAAUGAAAGGUUUUGUUUGUUUUUGUGAUCAAAAAGUGAGUAAAGUUAGAAUUGUUAUAAACUUCGUCAAUUUUUUGCUUCACUUGUUUGGGUUAAAAACUAAUUUAUCAUUAUUUGUUUAUUUGCUUUAUUUUCACUUUCGUUAAAACAGCAAACAUUAAAAAGAAGAAAGGAACAAAGAAGUAUUUAUUAUAAAAAUAUAAUUUAAUCUUUUAAAAAGACAAAAUAAAAGUUUUUUUCUUCUUCCACCGUCACCAAAUAAAUUUUGAAGAAAUAAAAAAAGAUUUUCGUCUUUUGUCACUUAAUGUGGCCACAGAGUUUUCUAUUUCUCUUAAUUAAUCAAAACUUCCUACAUUGUUUUGUCUUCCAGAAUCUCAUAAUUUGCUGUUAACAUUUCGAUGCUUUUCAAUGAAAUUUGAUAUCAAAGGCGCGACUGUUUCUGGAUGUGUCAAAUGCAAGUGAUGAGUGGCAUCAACAGUGUGACAUUCAAAGUUUUCAUUCUCUUGAAGAAUGUCAAUAACUUCAUCGUAAUAUUCACGUUUCUCCCAGAAUGGAGCGUGAAGUGCCUUGAUGAACAAAUGCGGCAUUUUAAGUCGUUUUGAAAGUUCUUUUGAAACGGGCUGAGAAAAGUUUGGCGAGAAGCUGUUCUUGAGACGUGAAUCUCUAGUGAAGUAGAAUUUUCCAGGAUACUUUUCACUCCUUUUGAUGUUUCUCUUUAGUAAGUAUUGCGCACUUUCUUUGGUGACACUUCCACGAGUUCCAGUGAAGAGUCGUUCAAUCAUAUCUUCGUAAGUGUACGAAGGCGGUUCACUCUUAUCCUGAUUCCGAAGAUCAGCAAUCAUGAAAUUCUCAACACGAUCUUGAAGUCCCAAUGCGACUUUUUCUGGAUCAGGAACGUGAGGUUUCAGUGCAUCAAUUUGAAUCAACAUAUCGACUUUGUUGGGAAACACAGAAGCAAACAUGAAACUCAAAACGCUUCCCAUUGAGUGACCCAUAAGAGAAAUCUUAUCCCAGUUGUAUUCCUUACAUAAAUUGUUCAAAAGGUAGAGAUUGUCGAUUCCAUGAUAAGCCAUGCCAUCUGGAACUCGUGAACUUAAACCAUGACCAGGUAAAUCAAUCGCAAGAUAACUUUCGGUUUUAGGCAGAAGUGGAAUUAAUCGAUCAAAUGUCCCAGCAUUAUCUUGCCAACCAUGCAUGCACACGAUAGGACGUUGAUUCUUUGAUCCCCACCAUUUACCAGCUAAUGUUCCGUUGUUCCAUGGAAGUCUAAUUCGAACUUCUUCGAC
Messenger RNA from Clunio marinus, 2953 nucleotides. Lineage: Eukaryota; Metazoa; Arthropoda; Insecta; Diptera; Chironomidae. The record is from the annotation of a GenBank genome assembly.